Molecule: messenger RNA, 963 nt
Organism: Cavenderia fasciculata
Lineage: Eukaryota; Evosea; Eumycetozoa; Acytosteliales; Cavenderiaceae
Exons: 7
Coding region: 1-963 (320 amino acids)
Source: RefSeq, a predicted model, not a curated record
AUGGAUGCCAUUUCUAAAAUGUUAAAAGAACAAACUCUUGACCAAUCUGAUACAACUGAAAUGGUUAGUACAAUACAUUUGGCUGAAAAACAAAUGACUGAUGAUAUCAAGGCAUUGGAGAUAUUAUUGUCUGAACAGAUUCAACCGAUGAUUGCCAAAGGUGAAGCUGUUAGAUGUCAAUUAGAGGAUAGAGGUUUACUAAAACCUCAAUCAGGAUUGGGACACUUUUCAACUAUUUGUCUCAACCCAGUCUGUCAAAACCUAGUUUGUCAUCAAGCAUGUUGUUCAUAUUCAUACCAUGUUCAUGCAAAAUGGAACAAAGGUGAUCCAAUCUGGAAAUCUGCAUUGGUUGUGAAAAAAGGAACUGAUGAAAUUAAAAAAGAUUUUGAUCAAUUAGAAAAGAAUUUAAAAGACCAUUUGAAAAUGUAUACUGCUAAAAGAGAAGAAUUCCGAUCCCUCCUUGGAUAUUGGAAAGGAAAUGGUCCUGUUUACAUGGACCAUUUUAUUGAAACCAAAAAAAGAGAAAUCCAAUCAAUGUCGGAUUUGAUCAAUCAAUCAAAUGAUGACAAGGUCACCAAAACCAAAAGAUUAGAAUCGCUCCAACAAGAAUUACAAACCAUUCUUUCAACACAAACCAAUUAUUACCUCGAUUUGACCAAUCAUACCAUUGAAAAGGUUACAGUUGGAUUCUCAAAAUUAUCAUCUAUCGACACUUGCUCAUUAUCAUAUGACACUCGUAUUCACCUUGAAUUUAUGCGAACUACUACUACUACUACUACUAUCGAUCUAUUGACAAAUAUCAUGCAUGAUUGUUAUACUCAAAAUAUUGCUAUUGAUGAUGAUAGUGAUAAAGAGAAGGAUGAAGGAAUGGAUUUGAAUUUCUACGUCCUUUGGUUUGGAACCAACUGGUUAAAUAGAAAGAGAGUCCAAAGUUUGGAAAUCAGUUAUUCUACUGUUAAUUAA